AUGCUAUUGGACAUGCUAUCGUCAAGAUCCUACCUGGAAUUGUCACAAGAAGCAGAAAUAUCAACAAACACCCCCAGGGAAUUCAGCCCCGAGAUCAAAGCCGAGUCAGAUCGUCGCCUAAGGUCCCGAAAGCGACCUACAGCCCAAGCACCGGGGAUCCCCGACCAAAUGACCGAUAGAAACUCGGCUCCGGAUCUUCCCGUACGGAAAAGAGGCCGGCCGAGAUUGGAUACGGCCAAAGAUGCCACUGCCAUUGAGGAACGACGUCUGCAGAUCCGACGGGCGCAACGCACUUAUCGCCUUAAAAAGGAGAAUACCAUCCAAACUCUCCAAUCUCGCGUUAGUGUACUAGAGCAGACACUACAGAAUGUAUCAAAUCUCCUAGGCGGAGCCCAUCGCGACGCAAUCGAUAGUUUCAAUGGCGAUGCGACUCUCCAGCCAAGCGUGGACUAUCACGCUCGCACACGAGAACUCAUUCUAACAGAAAUAAACAAGACGCGAUUUACCUUCCCAAAUGAGAAUGAUCUCCAAAUCAAGCAGACCAACGGUGAAGCGAGGGACAGUAACAUAUUCGGCUACGAAGUGUCCCUCAUACGUCCGCAAAAGAACUCCACCGUCCCCUCUCCAUACCCACGGUACAACCGAGCCCGCUCCCCAUCCCCACUAAUAAACCGCAUCCUCCCAACAGCUACAAUUUACACAUACAGCCAUCAAGAAUCCAGCCUCUCCCGCCGCCUGCACAGAUUCAGCCUUGAGCACACCUACCGCUGGUUAACAGACCCACGCACCGAGCCCGCCCUCCUAGGCCGCGUCUUCGGGCUAGUCCCCUGCAUCCACGACAUGCCAGGCAUAAGACGCAAUUUCCGGCGCACGCUGCAAUCCGAGAUCGGGAGCGGGCUUGAAUUCAUCAAGAUGCCCUUCUACACGCUCGGCGGGGCAGGGAAGCACUUCCCGCGCGCGGACGCCGACGGAAAUCCCGUGUACCCGGAGAACAGCCGGAGACCCGGGAAGAUUCUGCGGCGGAUGGUGCGGAUUUUGCAGCGGGGCGGGAUUCAGGAUUGGGACGAGGAUUGGAGUGGAGAGCGGGAGCCUGUUGCUGUUACUUUGGAGGGAUUGGUGGAUGAGACGCAGGUGCGGAUGAGUGAGGAGGAGAGGAUUCGUUCGCUUGAUCUUGAUGGUGAGUGGUUUGAUUGUCAUGACGUGCAGGGGUAUCUGGAGCAUCGGGGUCUUGUGCUUGAUGGGUCGGCCGUGAGGCUUGGUGUUCCUGAAGCUUUAGUUGGGGAUUUGUAUGGGUUCUCGCCGGACCGAUCGACUGUUUCCAGUCUCUAUGCUUCGUCGGAUGGGACUACUCCUACUGAUAGGAAUGGGUCGGAAUCCUCGACUUCGUCGUAUACUCUGGAUGUUGAGUGUUUCUUUGACUGUGAGUUAACGGUCGAUGCGUUUUCUCGUGUUUCUGUCAAUAUCACUGACAUGAGCCCAGUACUCCUUGCAAACCUCAGAAUCCUCGGCCGCGCGCCAGGCUUCCGAGUAUGGGAUGUAGAUGCCGCAUUGCGAUCAGCGAUCUCCCGUCGGCCAUUUGGCUAG
Messenger RNA from Penicillium robsamsonii, 1584 nucleotides. RefSeq names its product bZIP transcription factor. Gene Ontology annotation, molecular function: DNA-binding transcription factor activity. The record is from RefSeq and is a predicted model, not a curated record. Gene Ontology annotation, biological process: regulation of DNA-templated transcription. Bases 1 to 1584 code for a protein of 527 amino acids. The transcript has 2 exons. NCBI's taxonomy places the organism in Eukaryota, Fungi, Ascomycota, Eurotiomycetes, Eurotiales, Aspergillaceae.